GGCGUCUGGCACUCAGUAUCCUUGCCCCAGUCCUUCAGCGCGCAAUGGGGCCCGCCCGAUCCCAGCCCACCGAAGCGGAAUGGCUUGAGCACAAGGCCAUUAUCCGGCGCCUCUACCUAAUCGAGGAGAUGCCGCUGAAGAAGUUAGUCGCUGAGCUUGGAGGGCUUGGGCUUGUUGUCUCUGAUGCACAGGUGGAAUAUAAACUGAAGCAGUGGGAGUUUCGCAGGAACAUCGACAAGGCGACUUGGAUCAUCAUAGAUCGCAAGAUCGCCAAGCGCAAACAAGAGGGCAAGGAAAGCCAAGUCAUCCACUGUGGUAAGCGCCUGAAGCAAUCGACAAUCGACAAGGAAACAAAUCGUCAUCGUGACAUUGCUACUGGAAACCAGCCACUGAGUCCUCUACCGACAACCCCAGCCGAAACGCAUCUUGUCGUCUGCACCCCACCACCACUUGCAAUGGAAUUUACCUGGCCAAGCACAUUACCAUGGUUCAAAUUCCAAAGGACGCAAUUCUCUCCGUUGUUGUCCAAUGCCCCCGAGAUGCGAAGCUCAGAAGAAGACAGCAGCCAGUUGCUUGAGGCAGCUGAUUCCAGGUCCCUUCUCUCAAGUAUACUUGCGUCGGACUCGCAGCUGGAGUGGACGCAUCCGCGGCCUGAAAUCUCCCGGCUAGCUGCCCUCAUCGGGAAAUCGAUGCCGGAAUCCUACCCGGAAGAACAUUUGCAGCGUGCCCAAGCUCUCCUCGACGGAUCGAGCUACGAAGUCAUCGACGAAUGCCUGGCCAUUGUCAUCUACAACCUCUCCAACAACCUUUCCAGCUUAUUCGACAACGAAAAGUGGAACGCGACUACAAACGUACUCCGGGAGUGCGGCAUUCUAAAUCUCCAAGCCAAUCUCCGGGAAGUUCCGGAUAUUACCAUCCAUGGCUUCAUGGAUAACCUUUUCUGUGCGACAGUCUAUCGGCUAACAAAUCCUCGAUGCGACAAUGCAAACAACGGAGAAGCUUUGGACAUACUCAAGUGGCUUCUUGCAUCAGGACAGAGCCCGGACGCCAGCAUAGUGACUCCUCGACAACUUGGCUCCACGGUAACACCUCUCCAGGCUGCCAUACUCUGUGGCAACGUGGAUCUGGUGGAACAACUAUUAAAUGCGGGCGCCAAUCCCAAUCUCACGCCAUCCUAUGGCAACACAGACUCACCACUUGAGCUCGCACUAAAGAUGCAUGGUUGCGGCGCUGCCGUUGUGUCACGCAUGGCAAUGCUCCUGUUGAAGCAUGGCACUUCGGUGAACUUGGAUCAAGCUCUUCACCUAGCCAUCCUCAGACAGGACAUGGACUUGGCGGGAGCCAUUACGCUGCAAGGAGCCAAUUUACGUGGCGCGUUGAAACAGGACAACGGCUUCGUUUACGAGCAAACUGCGUUGAGCGCGGCUGCCGCCGUCGGUAAACAGGAAACACAAGUCAUUCUGGAUUUUCUCGCUUCGGAAUCUCCAUCGACGCCAAUGUCCAGUUUCAUUACCCCAGAUGUGAUGGUAUCAGCAGCUGUCGAAGCGAACAACGAUGUCAUUCAAUUUCUCUACGAUAUUUCUCCUGCUAGUGUUUCUGCCAACCACUACGGCAUCACGCCGUUGCAUGUAGCUGCGAGGAAGGGGCAUUUAGCAACCUGCCAGCUACUCCUUCAGCUCCAUGGACCGCUCAUUUCAACUACGGGAUACCUCUCCCCCAUUCAUCUGGCAAGCUGCGGUGGGCACACAGACAUUGUGCGAUUGCUAGUUGACAGCAAGGCCGAUGUGAAUGCUCUCGCGACCAUUGGCGAUACCCCAGAACACAAAAUUGCCGUCGAGCGAUCCCGCCUCAACAUCAAUACGGAUCGCGAGCCAUGUGACCUCACCGCUCUCGAAGCACUUCUAGAGCAUGCUUCUACUCCCGACCGUCGUUGGAACGUUGGUCACUUAGCAUGCGCUACCAUAUUGAUCCAAGCUGGAGCCCAAUUAACGGGGUACGAAGUCAUUAUCGGCGCUCGAAAUCGGCACCCCGAACUCCUCUCGGCCGCUCUGUCCGCCGGUGGCAGCCCGAAUGAGCAGGACCCCAACGGAAAUACUGCGCUGCAACUCGCAUUGGACCUGCUACACAAGCAGCCUGAGAAGACACGCAGGCGUGGUGCGGUUGCAGCGGCGUUGCUCAUUGAAAAGGGGGCGACUCUUUUCGGAGGAGAAGUGACCUCGGCGAUCUAUCUCGGCGAUUGGGACCUGGUGAAGCUCCUAUUGAGUCACGGGGGAAGUCUUUCGGAUUGUGACAAGACUGGAACGACAGCUCUCGAAGCAGGAAUUCUAUCGCGAAACGCCGACAGCCUCUACAGCAUACUAGAAGCACACACGGAUGUUUACGAUGCCGGAGCCCUGUGCGCUGCAAUCACAGCCGGGAUGCGCUCGACCAUCAUGCACUCAGUCAUUGAUCAGCUUCUGUCCAACAGACCUUCUCAUGCGAGUCCGGAUAUUCUCGAGGCAACAGCGAUAGGUCUUGCUGCGAGAUUGGGAGAUUUGAGUCUCUUGCGCAAGCUUCUUCAGUCCCUACCGCGCUCAGAUGUCGCCCUGUUGCCAAUCAAAAUGUCGAGGAAGGGAAUCUUGGCUGUUUCUCCCAACAAAGGCUAUUGGCGUACCAAGCACUGCGUCAAAGGAAGCCCACUUGCUCUAGCUGUUAUGGGCAGCGUUCCUGAAGCGUAUCUGGAGCUUCUCAGCAGCGGUUACCAAGCUGAUAAAUUCACCUGGACAAUCGUCAGUGAUAGAAACGACAUCCGAACAGCGCAAACCUUGGUCGACAACAACCAAAGACUGGACAAUAUUUCCUCACAUCCAGUUCCUCCGAUUCACAACCCACUAACGGGUCCUAUUAAGUUCUGUCAUAAAGAGCUACUACAGUUGCUUUUGGGCGCUGGUGCUGAUGUCAACGAACACAAUCGGACAUUGGUGAACGGUAGGUCACCUCUGCAAUUGGCCGUCGAGCUGGGCGACUUGACCAUCGUGGAUUGUCUCCUGGAAGCUCGAGCCGAUGUCAACAUCCCGCCUGCUUUCGAGGGUGGCGGAACCGCGCUGCAGUUAGCUGCUAUCAAAGGCCAUCUGGGGCUGGCGAAUCAUUUGCUUGAUCUGGGUGCUCAAGUCGCGGCUCCGCCAGCACAGAAGUUCGGUAGGACCGCGAUAGAAGGAGCGUCGGAGCACGGAAGACUUGAUAUGAUGGAACUUCUAUUAUCUCACGGGGCUCUGAAUACAGAAGUAGGGCACCGUCAGUACCUCAGGUCAGUCCAGCUAGCUACUAGUGAGGGACAUUAUGCUGCGGUAGAGCUUCUACGGGGCUACUGGGAGCGGUCCGAGAAGGACGAAAGAUCUUCCAGUGAAGGCGACCCUAUGGAAGGGUCAUCCCCUAAAGAAGAUGAACCCAUGCUUUCUGCAGGGGAGGGAAGCCACGAUGAGGUGGAAGGUAACGGAGGUGUGGCGCACACAGUUGGAGGAGAUAGCCAAACGAACGAACCGGCUAUCGAUUGGGAUCGCGCCAUGGCACACCUACCGCACUGUUUUCCCGAUCAAGAGGAAGAAGGCCGAAACACGACCGAGGAAGGAAAUGCGGUAGAUGAGAUGGACUUUGGGUGGAACGACUUGCUUGGUCCCAGGCGGAGACGAGGCCCUCAAUGAAACGAGCGAUGCCGAGAUGUGAGAGAAGCUGGCAUAGUAAGCAGGGCAGACGUGGAAAAUACACCGAAUGCAACAGUCUUU
Ilyonectria robusta is the source of this 3761-nucleotide messenger RNA. RefSeq names its product ankyrin repeat-containing domain protein. The transcript is spliced from 4 exons. Gene Ontology annotation, molecular function: protein binding. The record is from RefSeq and is a predicted model, not a curated record. NCBI's taxonomy places the organism in Eukaryota, Fungi, Ascomycota, Sordariomycetes, Hypocreales, Nectriaceae. Bases 45 to 3680 code for a protein of 1211 amino acids.